Messenger RNA from Juglans microcarpa x Juglans regia, 1049 nucleotides. RefSeq lists its product as uncharacterized. The record is from RefSeq and is a predicted model, not a curated record. The transcript is spliced from 2 exons. Lineage: Eukaryota; Viridiplantae; Streptophyta; Magnoliopsida; Fagales; Juglandaceae. The coding region runs from base 404 to 814 and encodes 136 amino acids.
UCACACAGACUACAGAGCCAAUCAACAAAUAUCUCUUCAUCUCUUUCUUCCUUCCUUCCUCCGUCUCAUUUGGCCAAUUUUUUUAGGGGGGGAGCCAACGUGCCGUUCCUUAUAUGCUUAUCCCUAAUCUAAUUUGAAUCACAGUUUCUUGAUCUGGGAAUCCCAUAUUUCAACCUCAGAUCAUAGUUUUUGCAGUUCAAAAUCCUCAUUUUUCUCAGCUGUUCUCCGUGGAAAUCCACUGGAAGAUGAAAACCCAUCUGUGUUUUGCUCUCUUUUAAGCUUAUAUGGGUGCUUUAACAGAUUCAAACUAAUUGCUUUAAUGUUGAAGAUGCGAAUAAUCUGUUUUUCAUAUCUGAAAUAUUUUUUAUUUGUAUGAGUCAUUCUGUCGUGGUGCUUUGAGAUUAUGGGUAGAGGUAGAGGAAAGGGGAAGAGGUUAACUGUUACCAAUCAUGACGAUCCGGGAAGUGGUGAGGAGGAGAAAAUUCCUGCACAGAAGAGAAGGGGAAGACCACAGAAACCGCUAAAGGAUGAAAUCGAUGAAGAAGUUGAAAAGAUAGAAGAGGAAGACAGUGAGAAUGCAAAAUCUGGUACUCCAAGCAAAGAGAUGAAGAGCCCUUCAGCAACAGAAAAUGGAAAGAAGAGGAAGCGAAACCCACAGGUAAAAGAAAAGCCAGAUUCUGUAAAGGAGGAAAAUGGUAAUGGCAAUCGACUAAGCACUGAUGAUUCAACUAAGUCUAAUGGAUUUCGACAUAAUGGAAGCAGGCGAAAAAGCAAGCCUCGUCGAGCUGCCGAAGCAGGUGUUGAGUGCAAGUGAGAUUGUGGCUUGUUAUCACAAUGGGUUCUCCCAUUUUUCACAAUUGGAUUGCGGAUGGGAAGUGUGACUUAGCAAGACCACAAAUUUCAUAAUGCCUUUUUUUUUCCCUUUAAUUUUUGUUACUUCUCCAUUUUGGUAGCUCUUUGUCAUUCCUUUCUAAAUUUAGAUUGUGAGAUUCAGAAUUUGAUUCUGCUGGUUGUAAUUUUCCGUAAUGCUAUUAUAUUUUAUGAUUUCA